AUUAUAUUAUAUAUUCAACAUAUAUAUCGUCGAUAAUCUAUGGCGGCGGCGGCGAAGAAUAAUCUGCAGAUUGUUCCGGCCUUGGCGGCCGGAAGAAGAAAAGUGGAAGCGCAAUACGUAGAAAUGAUGGUUCCCCUCUAUUCCCACGGUUGCGAAAGGAAGAUCAAGAAUUCCUUAUCCCAUCUCAGAGGAAUAUACUCAGUGAAUGUGGAGUUUGAUGAGCAGAAGGUGACAGUGUGGGGAAUAUGCAACAAAUAUGAUGUCUUGUCCACCAUUCGCGCCAAGAGGAGAGGCGCUCGCUUUUGGGACAACGCCGACGAUGUCUCCGGCGGCGGCGAUGAGCACUCACCGCCGCUCCAACUGCCGGUGCGGAAACGCCGCCCUUCCGUCCCACCGUUGACUCUGCUCAAAACUCGGCCGUCCCUUAUCACCUGGAAACUGUCCCUCAAAAAGGCUCUCUCCAGAAGUCACUCAUUUGUUAAAUUGAUUAAUUAAUUAAGUCAAAUAAACAUUUCUUUAAUCCCCUCAAAAUAAAAUUAGCUUGAUCGGAAAGGAUCGAUUAUCGAUAUAAUCCGUCCUCCCUGAUCCCGUAUUAACUCAGUAAUUCUGCAGAAAAGAAAAGAUGAUGCGGGUUUCGAAGAUGGCGGAGUUACUGGUAAAGU
This is a messenger RNA of Cuscuta campestris, 662 nucleotides long. The record is from the annotation of a GenBank genome assembly. Lineage: Eukaryota; Viridiplantae; Streptophyta; Magnoliopsida; Solanales; Convolvulaceae.